Molecule: messenger RNA, 2829 nt
Organism: Dermacentor silvarum
Lineage: Eukaryota; Metazoa; Arthropoda; Arachnida; Ixodida; Ixodidae
Gene: Pex3
Product: peroxisomal biogenesis factor 3
Exons: 1
Coding region: 135-1271 (378 amino acids)
Biological process (GO): protein import into peroxisome membrane
Cellular component (GO): peroxisomal membrane
Molecular function (GO): protein-macromolecule adaptor activity
Source: RefSeq, a predicted model, not a curated record
AAGAAACGUCUGGCAACGCAUGCAAAAUGGCGCUCUGACGCGGUCAAGGUAGCGGCGCAACACCCGUGUCAGCACGGAAAACUUCACCGACAGUAGGAGUUCGAGGAAGUAACAGAGUUCCCGAACGACCGGCCAUGUUUAGCCGGCUGUACAACGUUGUGCGGCAGCACAAGAAGAAAAUAUUCUUCAGCGUCGGCCUAGUCGGAGGCGCCUACCUUCUGAACCGGUAUCUGCACCGAAAACUCCGCGACUGGGAAACGAAACAGACUCAGAGCUACAUCGAUCAAAUCAAACACCAGCACCACUUCGAAAAUAUUCUACAGACGUCGGACAACACGAUCCUGACUCUCUUGGAAAAGGUCAGAGAGCCGCUACUCACCAUACUCGAGACGGACAGCCUGCUCGAGAAGCUCAAGACGCGACCUGCGAACAGGGUCGAACUUUGGGAGGAAAUCAAGGUGCGCAUUCUCACCUUCGCGCUGGCAAGCGUGUACGCGGAAAGUCUGCUCGCCUCGCUGGUUCGCGUGCAGCUUGGCGUUGUCGGUGGCUACGUGUUCGUGAACUCGCAGCGCGCGCAGCAAAAUUCUGGAGGCGUCCUGCCGGCGCUCACCAACCAAGACAUCCAUCAGCGCUACUUGUCUCAGGUCCAGCACUUCUUUGAGAACGGCCUGCACGAGCUCGUGCGCGUUGUCAGGGACGCGGUCGUGGCCGCCUUCGGUCACAUCAGCCUCAAGGAGCGCGUCGGCCCCGCCGACUUCGCUGUGGGUUUCGAUUUCGUCAAGAAGCACAUAUCGCGAGACUCCAAGAAGCCACUUCCGGGCUUCCUUCGCUUGCUUCUGCCGCCUCUCGAGGUCGAAGGCGAUACGGACGACGUCAGGGUGCUCAACGUGAUGAUCCUCGAGACAAGGGACAUCCUCGAGACCGACGACUUCGCCAAGGUUCUGGGAAUGUGCAUCGACCUGGGGAUUACGAGCCUCACGAACGAUGUCGAGGCGUGCUUCCAAAAUAUGCGAGCCGCGGACGAAGAAAAUGCCGGUGGUGACCGAGCUGCAUGUUCCGCCGCCUCGUCGUCGGCGGUGUCAACGGGCUUUCCCAUGGCAAAACUUCUGCCCGUGCUUAGGAACAGCCUCGUAUCCGGCAGGCAGCAAGGCUUCCUCAGAACCGUGCUCCAGGCAGAGCUGCUUCGUAGCAUGAUCGCCAACGUGUACGAGGCCUUCUGUCAGACAGAAGACGCGGAUAGGAUAAACCACAACCUGACACCAUUGUCAUGAUUAUGAGAUGGCGGCAUAAAUUUCGUGCUAUGGGAUUUUUGACAGCGGGAUGACAGACAGGUGUAAGCGUUUGCGAAUGCUCGGUUUGUAGUUUGCGGUGCAUUAAGUCGCUCCAAAAAACAACAUACCAAACACUAUCGACAGUUGUGCAUGCAGUGUCUCUCAUCACGUCAUUCCAAACACCUGUGUGUGAAUUUAGAUGUGACAUUGUCAUUUCGGUGUGCUCGCCAGUUUUCACAUUGUUAUAAAUGUUCAAAGAUACCGAAAACUACUGAAAUUGACUGCCUUUUUCAUGAUAACUUCGAGGCAUGGUCUUUUCAGUGUAUGUAUUUGUGAAUCUUGGUGGAAUGUCACUUGCCAUAAGUGUGGGAAAAUUCAGAGAACCACAGGAAAUUACCAUUGUAAAUAACUCACUAACAUGUUCUAUCUUGGGUGCAUUUUGUCCUGUCAUUUCACCUUAGCAGCUCAGCACACUCAUUGGCUGCAUUUUGUAGCUGUUGUCCUCAUUCAUUGCAAAAAAAAAAAAAAGAAGAAGAAAUUCAGGUCUAUGAUGUCUCUUGCAUUCUGUGGUUCUUACUGUGCAUUUGUGCAGCAGCAUGUGUUCUACAUCCCUUUGUUAAUGUGCAUGUGGUGAAGUGUAAAACAUUGAAAGAACAAAUGGGGAUUGCCGAGUUUUGUGGUUAUCUUGCAUUGUUUGAAUCAAUGCUUGUGAUAAAAAAUGGAAAUGUCUAAGUAUAACCUGUGCUUAUCUGACCAAGCAGGUGUAGCCCUCGUGUAAACCAGGCAUGACCUAAUAUCCUUGGGCCAUUUGUAUUUUGUUCAAUGUUAGCUCACAAAUGCACUCAUUAUGUUCUUGAUGCAGUUGUGCUUUUUUACGUUAACUAAUCAACAUUGCAGAAGAUCGAAUGGGGCAAACCAGUGUUUUUAACUGAAGUGCUCACAUGAACACAUAGUUAUGCUUGCAUUUACUGGUGGAGGUCUAUGUUUUAUGUAUUCUGAGCACCUGUAUAGGUCUUAUAACUUAUUAAUGGGACACUUUGUCUUGUGAAUAGCAAACAUUCAGUGGUGAAAUUGGUAAUUAUAGUUAUAGUGCUUGCAAAAGGAGAUGUGAAAUGUAACAUUUUUUUACCCUACCACAAGUUCUAUAUCAGAUGGUUCACUUUUAUGGUGGGCUGUGUUUCUUGCCAUAUAGAGUAUGAAAAGUUGAUGACUGAAAAAAAAAAAAAAAAUUGCAUGAAUGUCUACAUUGGCAAGUUCAUAUACAUAAAUUCAAAGCUUGUAAAGUCUAGUUAAUUUUAUAAAUUCUGUCUCUACAAGCCUUUGCACUGCAAUCAAGGUGACAACUUGUGCUAAGAGGCACAGUCACACUUGCAUGUUUUCGUUCUGCUCAAGUUGCAAGCUUACUUUGCAGGUAUGUUGCAUGUGAGCAUUCCAACACCUCAUUAAAUUAUUUACCUACUUUAAUAUUGCCCAGCCAUGCACGCAAAACCAUGUCUACCAACUGGCCCAGCAAUAGAAGUGUGCAAUAAAACCUAUUCCUAUGCUUUGGUUCCCAAAA